Molecule: messenger RNA, 1340 nt
Organism: Tauraco erythrolophus (red-crested turaco)
Lineage: Eukaryota; Metazoa; Chordata; Aves; Musophagiformes; Musophagidae
Source: RefSeq, a predicted model, not a curated record
CUGGAAUACCUGUUUGUUGCUCUAGUUUUUUGCGUGGAUCCCCAUUUGCUGCCGUUGUGCCAAGUGGCUCCAUUUCUGCUAACAGAGACAGGAGUCUCCCAAUCAUUUUGUAUGUUAAGGGCUGGAUUUAACGGAGUCCGUUUGGCCGUUGGAGGAACGGGAAGGUGUGAAACUGCCUGAGUGGGAAGCCGCUCGUAUUUGGAUGGUGCAAUGGAUUUACUGAAAGAACUGAAAAAUAUGCCUAUGACUUUGGACUUAUUGCAGUCCACCCGCAUCGGGAUGUCAGUAAACGCCCUGAGAAAGCAGAGCACAGAUGAAGAAGUGAUAUCGCUUGCCAAAUCCCUCAUCAAAUCUUGGAAGAAACUUCUAGAUGCUUCUGAGGAAAAAAGCGAGGAGAAAAAGAGGAGCCUGUCUUUGCCAACAUCUUCCUCGAAGGAGACUGGUAACUCAAGAGACCACAGCUCCACCAAAAGGCAGGAGCCUCCGAAGACUCCGACCACCCCCAAAAUCACCACCUUCCCCCCAGCGCCCGUCACCUGCGACGCUGUCCGCAACAAAUGCAGAGAAAUGCUGACAACAGCUCUACAGGCUGAUGACGACUAUAUUGCCAUUGGCGCCGACUGUGAGCACAUAGCAGCCCAGAUUGAAGAAUGCAUAUACCAAGACGUCAAGAACACCGACAUGAAAUACAAAAACCGAGUGAGGAGCCGCAUCUCGAAUCUGAAGGACUCUAAAAAUCCUGAGCUGAAAAAGAACGUGCUGUGUGGGGCCAUUACCCCCGAGCAGAUCGCGGUGAUGACCUCGGAGGAAAUGGCCAGUAAUGAGCUGAAAGAGAUCAGGAAAGCCAUGACGAAAGAAGCAAUCCGGGAACAUCAGAUGGCCAAGACAGGAGGGACGCAGACUGACCUCUUCACCUGUGGGAAGUGCAAGAAGAAGAACUGCACCUACACCCAGGUGCAGACCCGCAGCUCCGAUGAGCCCAUGACCACCUUCGUCGUGUGCAACGAGUGUGGGAAUCGCUGGAAGUUCUGCUGAUAUGUGCCAUGGCCCACGAGCGGCAGCCAAACGCAGACCCGAGCGCAGCCUCCAUCCGCCGGCUCCCACGGCCAUUGUGUUUUGUGUCCCGAGUGAGUUUGCAUUGUCACGCGCGGCGAGCAGCCGCGGGGAGGCCCUGCCUCUCCGCGUGGGCCCCCGUGGAGAGCCACAGCUGUGGGCUGGCAGGUUGGCAGGAGAGCUCACUAAACACACGUUAGUCGUUUAUUUUCUCAUCUAAGUACGGUCACUUUUUCUUCGAAACUAAUAUUAAACAUUUUUUUGUCAGUUUCCGACUUUUACUUGAA